AUGUCUCGUCUUGAAGCUACAAAUCCUCCAUUAUUUAUCACUUUAACUAAAGAUACAGCAAGUCAGUCACUGUCUCUGCUGAGUAGAAUAUUCAGAUCUUCCUAUGGUCCUGAUGGUAGACUCAAACAGCUCCACAACGGUAUGGGAGGCUGUGUUUGUACAACUUCCCAGUCCUCAGCUAUGCUCAGGCACCUUUCCGUCAGCCAUCCCGUGCUGCGUGUGGUGACAGCCUCUGUACGCAGCCACGUGUCACGCCUCAGCGACUGCGGCUUGUUCACUGCCAUUCUUUGCUGUAGUUUGAUUGAAAACUUUAGAAGCCUGAAUGUUGCACCCGGCACUGUCGUUAGAAUAAGCACACAUCUGUUGAGUUUGUGCAUGGACUACCUUAAAUCUGAGGCUUGUUGUUGCCGAGUGUCUGUGGAUUUUAGCAGCGUUCAGACUCUCGUUUGCUUGGUACGUAGCAUUUUAACAAGCAAACCUGCUUGCAUACUUAAUAAAACAGAAGUUGAUCAUCUCACCAUGCUGAUUGUAAAGGCUUUUUUAUUUACUGUUCCAUGUCAUGCUGAGACUAAUGCUGUUUUAGGGAAGUGUGUAAUAGUACCUGUGAAAGGUAGAAGAGUUGUGGAUUCUACGCUCCUUCCUGGACUACUGAUAGAAGCACCAGAAAUUCAAUUGGCAAAACCACUUACUGUCAAAAGGACUGGUUCAGAUAGGAUCAAGAUUGCACUUUUCUGUGUGUCCAUGUCAGGAGACUCCUUCAACCCUGAGGAAGGAACUAUAGCAGUCCAUCACGGAAUUUCACUAGAAAUGUUGGAGCUGAACCAAUUGCUUAAUGUAGGGGAGCAGCUCGUUAAGGAUGAGGUUGGCCUUGUAGUGUGUCAGAAGGUGAUCCAUCCAUCCUUGAAACAGUACCUGAAGGAGAACCAUGUCCUUGCUGUGGACAGAGCUGGGCUGUCUCUGAUGGAACCCCUGAGUCAGAUGACAGGUUCAAAGCCUAUAGCUUCCAUACAUUUGUUGUCUCCUGGUUGUUAUGGCAGUUUGAAAGAUGUGUGCGUUGAGAGUUUUGCUUCAAAGCAUUUUGUGCAUCUAAUUCCGGAGGACACAGUUAUCUGCAGCUUGAUACUCUGUAACAGAAGUGAUACAGCGUGGGAUGAGCUGAAGCGUGUCUGUGAAACUGCAGAACAUGUGUUGCAGUUAACAAUGAAGGAACCUUUGGCAUUAUUAGGAGGUGGUUGUACAGAAACUCACCUGGCUUCAUACAUAAGACACAAGAGUUCUAGUCUGUCCAGCAGCAGUUUUAAAGACCUAGAUUGUUCUCAGACACAGUACCAGUUGGUUGCUGAUGGGUUUUGCCGUUCCCUGGAGUCUGUAGCUCGCUCUCUGAAUCAUGAUGAUGGAGAAGUUCUUACAGACAUGGUUUAUGGACACUGUUGGUUUGUUCCAUCAGGUUAUCCCUCUGUCUCAAAGUGGUCAGAUUUAGUUUCAAAAUGUGGGUGUGGAGUUAAUGAUAACACAGAGGACCUCAACUGGAGGCUUUUGCAAGGCCAGUCUGGCUCUCCUAUUAUACAGAGCUGCCCUAAAGAGUCGUCAGUAAAGGUUAAUGACUUCCUGACAUUGGACUGUUUUGCUGCAAAGUGUAGUGGCCUGCAAGUAGCUCUGGAGACAGCCAAUCUGAUUUUGGAUCUCUCAUAUAUAAUUGAAGAUCAAAAUUAG
Molecule: messenger RNA, 1713 nt
Organism: Acanthisitta chloris (rifleman)
Lineage: Eukaryota; Metazoa; Chordata; Aves; Passeriformes; Acanthisittidae
Gene: MKKS
Product: McKusick-Kaufman syndrome
Exons: 4
Coding region: 1-1713 (570 amino acids)
Biological process (GO): cilium assembly; chaperone-mediated protein complex assembly; intracellular transport
Cellular component (GO): nucleus; kinociliary basal body; cytoplasm
Molecular function (GO): ATP binding
Source: RefSeq, a predicted model, not a curated record